Molecule: messenger RNA, 4956 nt
Organism: Globicephala melas (long-finned pilot whale)
Lineage: Eukaryota; Metazoa; Chordata; Mammalia; Artiodactyla; Delphinidae
Gene: RNASEH2B
Product: ribonuclease H2 subunit B
Biological process (GO): RNA catabolic process
Cellular component (GO): nucleoplasm; ribonuclease H2 complex
Source: RefSeq, a predicted model, not a curated record
UAGAAUCUAGAAAAUGAGAAUGCAGUUUAGUGAGCACAGACGUGGCAUUUGAUAAUCAUCCAACCAUGAGGCCUCUCACUGUUGUGGCCUUUCCUGUUGCGGAGCACAGGCUCUGGACGUGCAGGCUUGGCGGCCAUGGCUCACGGGCCCAGCCGCUCCGCGGCAUGUGGGAUCUUCCCGGACCGGGGCACGAACCCGUGUCCCCUGCAUCGGCAGGCGGACUCUCAACCACUGCGCCACCAGGGAAGCCCCUUUGUACUUCUUUUACUCCCUUUCUGCCUUCUUUUGAAUUGAGUGCUUUUUAUGAUUCUAUUUCAUCUCCUUUGUUGUUGUAUUAGUAACAGCAUUUUGUUUUGUUUUGUAAUUUAACUGGCUGCUUUAGGGUUUACUGUACACAUAUUUAAAUGAUUACGUCUACCUUCAAGUGAUAUAACACCACUCCACAUAUAGUAUAGGAAACUCUCAAUGGUAUAUUUUCAUUUCUCCCUUCCUGGCCUUUAUGCUAUUAUUGUCAUAUAUUUUAUUUAUGCAUAUGUUAUAAACCCUGCACUAAAUUGUUAUUUUUGUUUAGUCAAUGAUCUUUAAAGGUAUUUAAAUAGUAAGAAAAAUUCUUUACCCCUGCAGUCACCACUACCAGUGUUCCUCAUUCCUUUGUGUAGAUUCAUAUUUUCAUGGGGUUUCAUAUUCCUUCUAGCAGAAGAACUUCCCUUAGCAUUCCUUGUCAUGUGGGUCCAUUGGUGAUUAUUUCUUUCAGCCCUUGUAUUUCUGAAAGAAUCUAUUGACCACCUUCACUUUUCAAGGGUAUUUUCUCUGGGUUCAUCAUGUGUUCUUUUAGUAUUUUAAAGAUGUUUCCCCAUUGUCUUCUGGCUUGCAUUGUUUCUAAUAAGAAAUUUGCUAUCAUUUUUAGCUUUGUGCUUCAGUACAUGAUGUCAUUUUUUUCUCUCUGCUUUUAAGAUGUUUUCUUUAUUACUGGUUUUGAACUAUUGAUUCUGAUGAAUAAUUUUAUUCCUGCUUCUUUGUGCUUUGGGUUUAUUGAACUUCUUGGAUGUGUGGUUUUAUAGUUUUCAUCAAAUUCAAAACUGUUCGGCCAUACUUCAAAUACUUCUGUUUCCCCCCUGUUCUCUUUCAGGAGCUCCAAUUCACACAUAAAUUAUUAGGGUGCUUGAAGUUGUCCCACAGUUUGCUGAUACUUUAUUUUUAAUUCUUCUUUCUCUGUUUUCAUUUUAGAUAGUUUCUAUUGCUAUGUCUUCAAGUUCAUUAAUCUUUUCUUCCACCAUCAAUCGCAUCUGGUGUAUUUUUUAUCUCAACUUGGGUCUUUUUAAAAAAUCUUCUGUGUCUCUACUUAACUUUUUGUACAUGAGGAAUACUGUGUUUAAUUCUUUUGUCUCUUCAUUCUAACAUCUGUGUCUAACAUCAGUACCCCCUCUCAAUAAUUGAUUUCUUUAUUUUUCUCAUUAUGGGUCAUAUUUUUUUGCUUCUUUGAAUGCCUAGUAAUAUUUGAUUAGACAUUGUGAAUUUUACCUUUUUGGCAGAUGAAUAUUUUUGUAUUCCUAUAAAUAAUCUUGAGCUUCACUCUGGGACACAGUGGAGGUACUUGGAAACAGUUUGAUUCUUUUAGGUCUUGCUUUUAAAAUUAGUUCGGUGGGACUGGAGCAACAUUUAGUCUAGUCUGUCGCCUACCACUGAGGCAAGACCCUUUGGAGUACUGUACCCAGUGUCCUCUGAAUUAUGAGGUUUUCCAGUCUGCCUGGGAAUAGGCCCAGUGCAGGGCCCCGAGGGCAUGUGGCGUACUGUUUCCUCUAAUCUGUUCAGCUGGUUUUUCUCCUGCCCUUAGGUAGUUUCAUCACGUGCAUGCACUGAUCAGUACUCUGUUGAAUACUCUACUCAAGCAGUACUCUUUGCUGAUCUCUGGGGUUUUCUCUCUUUGUUGCUCAGUUCCUGCAUGCUGACCUGGGAACUCUAGCCAUGGUGUCUUGAGAACUCUCCGCUCCAUCUCUACAACUCAGGGAGUCAUCCAGGCUUCACCUGGGUUCUCCCAUUCUGCACCGUGGCCUGGAAACUGUCUCAAGGCAAGUAUUUAAAAGAUGCUUCAAAGAAGAUGAAAAGUGGGCUUAUGUUUGUAAAACUGGUUAACCCGUGUUCAGGGGAAGGAGCCAUUUACUUGUUCAAUGUGUGUCUACCACAGCUGUUUGAAAUAAAAGUUUUCAAGGAAAAACACCAUUCUUGGUUUAUAAAUGAAUCAGUUCAAUCAGGAGGUCUUCUUCACUUUGCCACACCCAUGGACCCUCUGUUUCUGCUUCUCCACUACCUUAUAAAGGCUGAUAGAGAGGGAAAGUUUCAGCCCCUGGAACAAGUUGUGAUGGAUGACAUGUUUCCGAAUUGCAUCUUGUUGCUGAAACUUCCUGAACUUGAGAAGUUACUUCGACAUGUGACAGAGGAGAAAGAAAUAGACAAGAAGAAAUAUUACAAGUACAGCAAAGAGAAGACAUUAAAAUGGCUGGAAAAAAAGGUUAAUCAGACUAUGGCAGCGUUAAAAACCAAUAAUGUAAAUGUCGGUGCCCGGGUACAGUCUACUGCAUUUUUCUCUGGUGACCCGGUUUCCAGUGACAAGGAAGAGGAUUAUAUUUGUUAUGCCCAUGGUCUGAUAUCGGAUUACAUCCCUAAAGAAUUGAGUGAUGACUUAUCUAAAUAUUUAAAGCUUCCAGAACCUCCAGCUUCAGUGCCAAGCCCUCCAUCAAAGAAAGUAAAGUUAUCAGAUGAGCGCAUAGAAGCAAAAGAAGAUUACACUAAGUUUAACACUAAAGAUUUGAAGACUGUAAAGAAAAAUAGCAAAAUGACUGCAGCUCAGAAGGCUUUGGCUAAAGUUGACAAGAGUGGAAUGAAAAGUAUUGAUUCCUUUUUUGGUGCAAAACAUGUUAAAAAAAUUGGAAAGAUUUGAAACUUUGAAAAUUAAAUCAAGCAAAAAUAUUUGCCUUCUACAUGUCCCAUUUUCAGCCUUCCUCCAUUCCACUGUACUUCCUAACCCUUAAUUACCACCUUUUAAAAAAAAGUAGGAAGGGGGCAAUUUUCAGAUUCACUUGAACAUUUCUUUGUGUUUGAUUUUUGUGUUUUCCUGAACAAAAUAUGGGAAAGUAAUUGUAUAACUUCAUGGCUUGUGGCCUUUGGAGUUUUGUUUGACAUCAUGAAAAGUAAUCAAGUGAAUAGAAUUAACCUCUAGCAUCACAAUUUCCUCAAUAAACUGAUGUGUGACGAUAUUUGAGUGUAUGCCUGUUAUUUUAUGCAGCGUUGCACAUGGUAGCUAUAGCAAUAUGGUUUUCAAUAUACUGAGAGAAAUAUAACACAACUAUCAGAUAAACUACUACUUUUUAAAAGCCUUUAGUUUUGGGUAAAUCUUUUGUUUAAUGUAUUUUCUGUUUUAUGAAUACAUGUUCUUUGCAGAAAAUAGAGAAAAGUAUAAAACAAAAAUUAUAAUCUCCUGACUUUUCAUUACCUGGAGGUAAUAUGGUGUAUUUUCUUCUAUAAUAAUUUUUAAAGGAAUUAUAAUAGUAAUUUUAUAACCUUUUUUCUUGACAUCAUUUUGUGAGCAUUUUCCCAGGCUACUCUUCUUCAUAAAUAUACUUCUUUAAUGACAGUAAUUUUUAAUUAUUUGAGUAUUUGAUUAUUUAAUGAUCAUAGUCCUAUUUUGGACAUUUGUAUUAUUUUUAAACAUUUGCUAUUGGAAGAAUCAGAUUCUAUGUAAAUAUUUGUCUGUAUCUUUUAUUGUUUUCUUAGAAUGGAUUUUUAGAAGUGGGCUUACUGAUUAAUAACUAAGUUUUUCAAAUAUAUACUUUUGGGAAUAUAUUUCACAGAAAGGUUAUAGUAUCUUGCACUCUAACAAAUGAUGGUAUGAGUCCUUAUUAGCUUUGAGUAGUGUCUUUGCAAAUAAGUGGAAAAAAGGCAUGUUGGUGUGGUUUUAAUUCACAUUUUCCUGAUUAAUAAUGUCGACUGAAGAAAACCCCACACAACCUGAAAGUUGAGAGUUAUGUUUUAUUCAGGGAACUUACAGAGGACUAUAGCCUGGGAGGCAGCCUCUCAGAUAGCUCUGAGGAACUGUUACAAAGAGGUAAGAGAGAAGCCAGGAUAUGUAGGAAUUUUUGUUGAAAAAAAAAAACAUGCAGUCAAACAUCAAAAGAUUACUGCUAAUCAUACACACACAAAAGAAACCCCAGACAUCUCAAGUUAAUGAGUUUAGUGCUUUUCUGGGUAUGGGAAGAUGCAAGAGUCUGGGCUCAUUGAAAUUACUCCUUUGAUAUGCAUCUGAACCAGUAUUCCGGUUCAGGGCCAGUAUUCUGUUUUUCUCCAUCCUGAAUUCCCCUCAGGGCACACCGAGGUGGGGGGGCGGGUGAGGGGAAGCUCUGCAGAGGCUGAUGGCUUGAUGGUGGGCAGCAUUUGUUGUUUUCUGAAAUGGCAGGCAACAUUUUUUUGUCCACAGUAAUAAUAAUGUUCAUUUUUUCACAUUUACCUAUCAUUUGCCAUCUUAUAGAGAAUUAUUUGUUUAUGCCCUUUGUUAAAUUAUUGGAGUAUCAGUAUUUUUCUUAUUGAUUCUAAAAAGUAUUUUAUAACUUAAAGACAUUCAUUUUUGUCCACUGUGUUCAUUGUAAUUUUUUUCCCUUGGUUUGUAAUUAUUUUCUCAUCUUUUUAUUUUUUCCAUUAGAUUUGUAGGAUCAUUUUUACAGGUUCUAAGAGUAAAUUCUAAUGGGUUUUACUGAGAUUUUGAAAGACCCAUAAAUUAUUUUGAGAAAAACACAUCUUUACAAAAGUCAGUGUCCUUAUUCAGGAAUAUGGUAUUUGUCUAUAUUUACUAAAAUCCUAAUCAUACCUUUCACUAACAUUUGGUUCUUCAUCUUCAUGUAGGUUCUAGAUACUUCUUUUUAGGAGUAUCUCUAGGUAUUCUUGUUGCUAUUAAUGAAAUCUUUU